AGAGAGACCGUCCUCCUCAGUCAACACUGCUGUAAUGAGCUGGAGACAGAAAUAAACGUGGACUAUAAUAUAUAUAUAUUUAGUGAAAGUUUAUUUUAAGAGCAGCUAUGGAUAUCGCGCUGUACCUGAUAGCAGCUGCUAUCCUCAUUGUCCUCAUUGUGUUUGCGGUGAAAGUGCGAAGCAGAACACAGGAAGCUGAUGAGGAGCACCAGAGGGAUGUUAUCCGAGCAGCAGGGCCCCCACAGCGAGCAGCAGAGGAGCGAGGAGCCGGCAUGCCUCGCAGGAGGAGGAACCUGGCCUCGGUGAUGGCUAACAGGCGACCACAGAGAGAAGCUGUAGAACAAGAGGAGGAACAUGUGGAGGAAGAAGACGUGGAGCAGCAGAGCUUCCAGCCGCAAGCAAAAGUUGGAGCAAAGAAGCAGAGGAAGCUGGAGGAGAAACAGGCCAAGAAAGCCCAGCGAGAGGCUGAGAUGGAGGAGAGGGAGGAGAGGAAGAGGAUGCAGGAGCUCAGAGAGCAGGAGAGACGCCAGGAGGACGAGAGAGAACGAAAGCUGGAACAGAAACAGGAGGAGGAGGCGCGUCGAGCCAAAGAGGAGCAAGAAAAACGGGAGGAAGAGGAAUACUUACGACUCAAAGCCUCCUUCAUCAUAGAGGACCAGGGAGAGGAGGAGCAGCUUACAGAGGACCAGUCUCGCAACCUGCUGCAAGACUUCAUCAACUACAUCGAGACCUCUAAGGUGGUUCUCCUUGAGGACUUGGCUUCUCAUUUUGGGAUGAGGACACAGGACGCGAUUGCCAGACUGCAGGACUUGUUAGCUGACGGCUCCCUCACAGGAGUGAUCGAUGACAGAGGGAAGUUUAUCUCCAUCACUCCAGAGGAGCUGGACUCAGUGGCUAACUUCAUGAGACAGAGAGGCAGAGUGUCCAUCACAGAGCUGGCUCAGGCCAGUAACUCUCUCAUCAACCUGAUGCCUGAAAGCCGCAGCACCGCCUGAUGGACACCGUCUACUGCAGGACACCUGAAUGACACCCUUCAUGAGACCGCUGAUGUGGAAUAUAAUCUGUGGGAUGAUUGCACCCCCGGCCAGUGAAGAGCACAUACUGGACUGUGAUCUGCUAAGUGAUGUCAGGUGAUGUUAUUAUCUGCUGUGCUUUAUCGUGACAUCCUGGCUCAGUGGACUUUAUUCACCAGUAGGUGUCACACUUAUACAGAUUAGGACAUGUGCCUGAUUCACCUAAAAUUUGAACAUUCAGUAACUGCUGAGUAUGAUAUUAAAUUAACAAGCCUACCAACAUGAAAAACUGUGCAACUAAGCAUUGGAAAAAAGUAAAAAUGUAAAAUUUGGGGAAAGAAAUACAUUUAAGAUUAA
Molecule: messenger RNA, 1370 nt
Organism: Plectropomus leopardus (leopard coralgrouper)
Lineage: Eukaryota; Metazoa; Chordata; Actinopteri; Perciformes; Serranidae
Gene: ddrgk1
Product: DDRGK domain containing 1
Biological process (GO): protein K69-linked ufmylation; cartilage development; negative regulation of IRE1-mediated unfolded protein response
Molecular function (GO): ubiquitin-like protein ligase binding
Source: RefSeq, a predicted model, not a curated record